Molecule: messenger RNA, 1933 nt
Organism: Caenorhabditis sp. 36 PRJEB53466
Lineage: Eukaryota; Metazoa; Nematoda; Chromadorea; Rhabditida; Rhabditidae
Source: the annotation of a GenBank genome assembly
AUGGCAACCUUGACCGUCCGAGACCAAUUUCGAGCUGUUAUUCAAAAACUAAUCGAUUCUCCCGAUAACCAACAUGAGCCGCUUACGAAUUUUAUUGGAAAUGAGUUUGUACCGCCAGACGGACUCUUGGAUUCCGUGAAUCCGGCUACUGGAAAGGCGUGGAUUAAAAUUCCGAAUGGAUCGGCAGCAGAAGUCGAUAAAGCGGUGGCUGCGGCUAAGGAGGCAUUCAAAACGUAUGAGAGUUUCAGAAAAAGCGUGUAUUUUCAUAUUUUCAGCUGGAAAAACACAACCGUCCAACAAAGAUCCGCACUUCUCAACAAGGUUGCCAACCUCAUCGAAGAGUUCAACGAUGAAAUUGCAAUUUUAGAAAGUCGAGACCAAGGAAAACCGAUUGGAUUAGCAAAGUUGGGUUUUGUUUCUAGUACUAACAUCGAAUUUCGUUCACAGAGUCAUGGACAUUCCAAGAUGCGUUCAAAAUUUUCGUGAUUUUGCCAACGCUGCCCUUUUCACUCUGUCCACCUCGAAGAUUUUGGAGCAACCCACUGGAAAGUGCAUCAACUACGUGAAGUAUGACCCGGUGGGUGUCGCUGGACUCAUCAGCCCGUGGAACUUGCCGCUUUACUUGGUAAUUUUUCAUAUUUCUGCAAGUUUCCAAGGUGUUUCUAGUUGUCGUUCAAACUGGCGCCAGCACUUGUGGCCGGAAAUACCGCUGUAUGCAAGCCGAGUGAAAUGACGAGUGUGACCGCUUGGGUCCUGAUGCACGCCUUCAAACUUGCCGGUACUGUUUUAUAGAAUCAUUUUACUGUCAAUUUCUCAUUCAGGAUUCCCGCCAGGAGUCGUUAACAUGAUAAUAGGAGAAGGACGAUCUGCGGGUCAGCGUCUAGUCGACCAUCCAGAUGUGAAUCUUAUUAGUUUCACUGGGAGCACUCUGAUCGGAAAGAAAAUCCAGGAGGACGGUGCCAAACUAAACAAGAAGGUUUCCUUAGAAAUGGGAGGAAAGAAUCCCGGAAUUGUUUACUCCAACUAUCGCAAAUCAGACAUUGCUGCUAUUGCAAGGUAUGAUAAUCACAGUGAAAGUACUCAACACACAUUUUAUCAAUGUUCAGAUCCUCUUUCUUAAAUCAAGGAGAGAUUUGUCUGUGCACAAGCCGGCUCUUUGUCCAAAAACCGAUUUUUGAUGAGUUUGUAAAGAGCUACGUAGAAGAAGCGAAAAAGGUAUCUGAUUUCACGAAAAGCGAAUAAAUAAACUUGGAUUAUUUUCAGUUCACUGUCGGAGAUCCAAAAACUGGAGUGAACAUUGGUGCGAUGAACUCGAAAGUUCAUUUUGAGAAAGUAAAGAGCUACAUUGAAUUAGCAAAACAAGAAGGCGGACAAAUUCUCUGUGGGGGCGUAACUUCUGUUCCAAACGGUUGUGAGAACGUCUGUAAACCCUUCAUAUCAAUGUUCCAAAUGCUAUGAGUUCAGGGUUACUUCAUUUCUCCGACAGUGAUCGUUGGUCUUCCCGACUCUUCCAAAGUGAUGACCGACGAAAUAUUCGGUCCAGUUGUGUGCAUCACGCCGUUUGAAACAUCGGAAGUAAGUGAUACCAAACCAUCUUCAUACAACGCCACACUCACUGAUAAUACAGGAAGUGAUUGAAAGAGCAAACUCCACAAAUUAUGGGCUAUCAGCGACCGUAUGGAGCGCCAAUACCGAUGAGCUUUUGAACACGGCCAAUGAACUGCGCGCCGGAACCGUUUGGUGCAAUACUUGGCUGGUGAGCACGUGAAACAGUGCAUUUUCCUUGAAAAAUAAUAAAUUUCAGGCUCGUGAGCUGAGCAUGCCUUUCGGAGGGUGCAAACAAUCUGGAACCGGAAGAGAAGGUCUGCACGACUCACUCCACUUCUACUCGGACGCCAAGACUGUCUGCGUCAACUUGGCUUCUAAAUUCUAG